AUGGUUGGUGACUUGUACAGUUUUGGAGCGAAGGAUGAUGACAAAUAUAUGGAUGAAGCCGAUUUCAUUGAUGCUCUUGGGUACGACUUUUUCGACAGAAGCUCAAAGCAAAUGGCCGGAGUAUGGGCUUAUGGUUACACAACAUUCCCAAAAUCGCCAGACCUUGGCAAAAUCACUGCGAAUCGUAGCGUUUUCCGGAGCGAAUUAUCCAAAAUGCAUGCAAUCUCCACAAUCAACAAGAUGGCUGAGGACAGUCGGGUGAACUGCCUGGUCUUCUUCUCAGCAAGCAAUGACUCGAAAUCUUUGCCAAAACUCAACCCAGAAAACAAGCGAAUAGAGCGAAUUGUAGCUGUCGGAUUUGCCGGUUAGUU
Molecule: messenger RNA, 371 nt
Organism: Cylicostephanus goldi
Lineage: Eukaryota; Metazoa; Nematoda; Chromadorea; Rhabditida; Strongylidae
Source: the annotation of a GenBank genome assembly